AAUUAUACAUGUACGUAUACGCGUAAACUCGCUUUUAUUAUGUAACGUCAUAUCCGGAAAAAAUUGGAAGGGAAGAUGCUCGAGAGGGUAAAACAUGAAUAUCAAAAAUAGCAAAUACCAUUGUAUCUGAGGCAAAUUCUCCGGCAUUGGUGGAAAAUAGGCAAACUUGUUUGAAAUGAGAAAAACAUAUUAGAAUAUGCAAAAAAUACACUAGCUAUCAACCAAUCAAAAUCUGGCUUUUUUAUGUAAGGUGUUAUUAAAUAUAACAUUAACUUGAAGACGGAUGUUUAUCAUAAGACUUCGACCUGCGUGUUCAUAAGCUAUUUUUAGCCUGGAAGAAUUUCCAACUCCCACACAAAGUAAAAUUAUAUAUAAAUAAAGACAGUAUUGUGAUAUAUAAAUUUCAAAAAGCAAAUUCUAUAAACAUAACGAAUACAGUACAUAAUUGUUUCUUAUAAAAUACUUGUGUGUGUUUUUAAAUAGAAUAUUUCACAUACAAAGAAUUAAGCAGUUUUUCAGUUGGGAUGUAUGGUGAAAUGAACUGCGACAGGUGUGAUAUGGUUCACCGCUUCCCGGAGCCAAUCAGAAAACAUGUUGUGGAAAUUCUCAAAACUGGCCAAGUGUGUAAGGAACUUAUCAAUUAUGACAACAUUUUGCUGUAUUUAGAAGUGAGUUGCAUCUCCCGUCCCCUGAAAACAGCUUGUGAGGAGAAGCUUCUAGAAUGCGUAGCAGUGAUGAAUACAAUAGACGCUUUACAAAUCGCUGAAAAGUAUGAACUUUUACUUCUAAAGAAGGAAGCCAUAGAGUUAAUAGCCGACCAUUUCAAGAAUCUGUGGCAUACUGAUUCGUUUGUAGACCUUCAUGAACUUAGCUUAGAAAGAAUUUGUCAGGUCGAAAAGGUUUUUAAACAUGACGAUGUUUUCCGAGCUUUGGAAAAAUGGCUAAAUAGGAAUCAUGAAAAUCGUUUGAUGUUUUACGGAAAACUUUUACAUUUGGUCCAGAAACAGCGGUCUCCUCGAAAAUAUUUUGACAGUGAAAAAACAUACCAUUUAUAUCAUGCCAUGAUCCUUCCGUCUGUUUUAUCAAAGUAUACAAUAGAAGUGGCUGUCUUCAACUGCGAUGGUGAUCUGGUUUGUCACAGGAAUUUAUUUAAAAGUCAUGACGUAAAAGACAGGUUUUCUGUUGCAUGUGCGCAAAAAGAUGAAACCGAAGCACCUUAUGUUUACAUUGCAUUUGAAAAACAUGUUGUUCGGUACGAUCCUGUUCUGUUAAAGCAUGAAAACUGUCAUAAUCUCAAUCAUCAACGGUCAGAAUGUUCUUUGGUGGUUCUUGGAGAUUUCAUUUACGCUCUUGGUGGCCACCAUAAUGGAAAUAAUGUGUCAGAAAUAGAAGAACUGGACACAAAGCACCAUCGAAAUAAGUUCUUGAUUAAAAAGUCAUGGAAAACAAUUGCACAUCUACCGGACAACGUAAAACUUUCAUUCGCCCCAUGUAUGACUUUUUUGAAUAAAAUAUACAUUGUUGCCGAAUUAUUAAGUAAUGAAAAUAUAAAGUCGACGGGCCUUUUAACUUUUGACCCAAAUGAAAAAUCAGUCGAAAUAGUGGCCAUUUUUUUGAAAAAAUGUUCGGACUGUAGAGCCGUUCUCUAUGAUUCGAAAGUAUUCAUUGCUUCAAGCGAGGGAUAUUUUCUGCAAUAUGACAUCGAGACAAAAACGUUUUCUUCCUGUAAAGAUUUACCUACGAAAGGAACUAAUUUUGGAAUGUAUGCUGCAAGAAACAAUAUUUACUUUGUUGGCGCGUCCGUUUCCGAUAAUAACAUUGAUAGAUUUGAAAAAGAUGGAUAUGAUAUUCAGACAAACAGCUGGAAACGAGAACGAAAACUACCAUGUAAUCUUCCAAUUUAUGGAAGCUGUGACAUUAAAGUCCCUUCCUACACUAAUUUGAUCCCAUUUAAUGAUUCAAGGUGACUAGACAACCAUUUGUUAAGUUGUAUUACUAAUAACGUUGAUUCUUUGCUUUCUAUAUACUCAUUGAGAUGUUUUAAAAUUAAAUUUCCAAAUUGUAAAUCAUAUGUUGAGUUGUUCCUAUGAUUGAAAUCAUUUGCCUGAAGGCUGUAAUUUAACUUAGCAAUAUUAACGAACUAAUAGUACUGCAUGAAAACUCAAAUCAAAACAUUCGAUCAACAAAUGUUUUUGUACGAUAUUUAGGUCAUGUAUUGGAAUCGAUAGUUUGUAGCGUACAAUUAAAAAUGAUGCAUGUAUGCUAAAA
Molecule: messenger RNA, 2268 nt
Organism: Mytilus trossulus (common blue mussel)
Lineage: Eukaryota; Metazoa; Mollusca; Bivalvia; Mytilida; Mytilidae
Product: angiopoietin-related protein 7-like
Exons: 2
Coding region: 525-1967 (480 amino acids)
Molecular function (GO): protein binding
Source: RefSeq, a predicted model, not a curated record